Effrenium voratum is the source of this 828-nucleotide messenger RNA. The record is from the annotation of a GenBank genome assembly. Lineage: Eukaryota; Dinophyceae; Suessiales; Symbiodiniaceae.
AUGCAAGCAUCGCCUGCCGACCAAUGGAUGGCCAUCAGUGCAGUUCGGCUGCGUGGCGUGAGCAUUGCGCUUGCAUGCCGGGCGUUUCAGGUCAGCGAAAGCUGCUAUCGCUAUGAACGUAAGUUAAGCGAUGAGAAUGUUGAGAUCGCGGACUGGCUGGUCCGACUGACGACAGCGCACAGAACCUGGGGCUUCGGCUUGUGUUUCCUUUAUCUGCGCAAUGUCAAAGGCUUUGCAUGGAACCACAAGCGUGUCCGGCGGAUCUAUCGUGCGCUUGAACUGAACUUGCGCAUCAAACCCAAGAAGCGCUUGGUGCGGGAAAAGCCGGAGCCGUUGGCUGUACCCGACAAGGCAAAUGUCACUUGGUCGAUGGACUUCAUGUCUGAUCAGUUGGCCGAUGGCCGUAGCUUCAGGACAUUGAACGUGUUGGACGACUUCAACCGUGAAGGGUUGGGCAUCGAAGUAGACAUCUCCAUUCCUGCCCUUCGUGUCAUACGCUCGCUGGAGCGGAUCAUCGAAUGGCGCGGCCAGCCCUUGAACAUCCGGGUGGACAACGGCCCGGAAAACGUCAGUGCUGCGCUGCAAAUAUGGGCCUCGAGACGCGGGAUCGGUUUGCAGUACAUCCAGCCCGGCAAGCCGCAACAGAACGCCUAUGUCGAACGCUAUAACCGGAUCGUCCGCCAUGAAUGGCUAGGACAAUACAUAUUCGAAACCAUCGAGGAGGCGCAGGACCACGCCACACGCUGGCUAUGGACAUACAACAACGAGCGGCCCAACAUGGCCAUCGGCGGCAUUACGCCCGCAAUGAAACUGAAAGCAGCGGCCUGA